Rhododendron vialii is the source of this 2811-nucleotide messenger RNA. RefSeq names its product pentatricopeptide repeat-containing protein At5g16640, mitochondrial-like. Gene Ontology annotation, molecular function: protein binding. The record is from RefSeq and is a predicted model, not a curated record. NCBI's taxonomy places the organism in Eukaryota, Viridiplantae, Streptophyta, Magnoliopsida, Ericales, Ericaceae. The transcript has a single exon. Bases 313 to 909 code for a protein of 198 amino acids.
GAAUAGAGAUAAUUGAGCCCAACGUGGUUAUGUACGGAACAAUUAUUAAUGGGCUUUGCAAAACGGGCAAUACUAUUACAGCUGUUAGGUUGCUCAGGAUGAUGGAAAAGGGAAAUUGUAAACCUAACACGAUAACAUAUAACAUGAUCAUUGACAAUUUUUGCAAGGAUAGAAUGAUCGAUGAUGCUGUAAGGGCUCUUUCUAGAAAUGAAGGAAGAAGGCAUUCUUAUAGACAUCAUUACUUGUAACUCUUUGAUUCAUGGCCUUUGUAGUUUUGGCAAGUGGAAGGAGGCUAAAAGAAUGUUGAGAUAGAUGUUGAAUGUUGGCAUUUAUCCAUAUGUUUACACAUUCACUGUGCUGGUGGAUGCACUUUCCAAGGAAGGGAAGGCAAAUAAAGCAGAUGAGGUACUUGAAGUCAUGAUAGAAAGACGUUUGGAUCCUGAUGUAGUCACAUACAAUAGUUUAAUGGAUGGAUAUUGUUUGCAAGGCCAAAUGGAUGAAGCAAUGGGAGUGUUCAAUAAAAUGGUGGAGAGGGGGGUUCAGCCUAACAUUUUUUGCUAUAAUAUUUUGAUUAACGGAUAUUGCAAGAAGAUGAAAAUAGACGAGGCUAUGCAUCUCUUUAGAGAAAUACCUCAAAGGGGGUUGAAGCCUACUGUGGAUACUUUUAACACUAUGUUACAAGGCUUGUUUCGGUUUGGUAGAUGUGCAGCCGCUCACAAACUUUUUGAUGAAAUGCAAGUUGCAGGCAUAAAUCCAUGUACUCAAACCUUUGGUAUCUUGCAGGGGGGCCUUUGCAAAAAUGGUAGUAUUUCUGUGGCAUUGUCCUUGUUUCAAACUAUGGAAAGCAACGGGUUAAAUAUUGAUGUUGUCAAGUACAAUAUCCUCAUUGAUGCCAUUAUGCAAGGAUAAAAAGAUGGACCAUGCAAGGGAUCUUUUCAAUAAACUUUCUUCCAAGGGAUUACAUCCAGAUGUCAGGACGUACAAUAUCAUGAUACGGGGUUUUUGUUAUAAAGGACUAUUGGACGAAGCUAAAGAGUUUUUUUUGGAAAUGGAACAAAAUGGUUGCUUUCCAGAUGGUUGCACUUAUAAUGUUAUUAUUCGAGGAUUUCUUGCUAGGCAGAAGUAUUUUGAGGCCUUGGUAUUCCUCAAGGAAAUGGUUGCAAAGGGGUUUUCAGCAGAUGCAUCUACAGUUUCCUGUAUUGUGAAUCUAAUGUCAACUAAAGGACAAGAUCCUGCUGUCCAGGAAUUGAUAAACAGGUUGAUGCCACAGGAUAGACAUGGCAUGCAAGAGAUUGAAUAAAUAAUUAGGAUACAAAGGUAAAUCUCCUUCUAUACUUGGUGAUAUUUUAGCUUAAACUGUCCAAUGAAUCAAAAAAAAUUAUGUACACUGUCCAUCCUACAAUAUUUCAUUGUGUUACUCUCCUUUUUUGGCCUCUAUAUUAUGAUUGUUUGUAAACGUCAAUUAUCUUCUCAACUCUCUCUCCUUGCUCUCCUUAGACUUGCAAUACAAACUUGAGUUUUAAGAUUUUUCUUCGGCUAACUACGAAUUGGACCAUUGCUUGAAACUUUUUUUUUUAUACCCCUAUGGCAAAUUGUUGAAGUGGAGAAAGGUUUAUAUGGAUUUCUUCUCAAUUCUCUUAGAUCGUUAUAUUUUUGGACACAUUAAUUUUGGAGUUUGAGGACUUUGCAGACACUAUAGUUCUAAUUUCUUACUGUGGUGGACUUAUGCCCAUUUCAUUCACAUGGGCUUUUACUUCUCUUUCCUCUAUUUAGGACUUGUUGCUACCUCUUUAGAAAAUUGUUGGUCAGAAUAGACUACUAAAUAUAUUCUUGUAGACAUUUUUCUCUGUCUCUUUGCUCUGUUGUAAUUCACAUGGUGCACAUACUAGUAUAUUCUUUUGAUGUUCUGUUUUGUUGUAUGGGCAUUUCGCUGUGAUUUUGGUAUAAAUCUCAAUUUAUAAUAGCUUUCUUUACUUUUGAUGUUCUAUCUUGUUUUCUUUUCUUGUUACUUUUUGAUAAUUGUCAUUUGUAGAUAUACGUGGUGCUUCCAAAUUGUUUGACCUUAUUAUGUUUUCAGAAGGUUCAAGGGGGCAAGUCUUAUUUCAGAUAUUUAUGAUGCUUUAGGCAUUUAGUCUGCCAUGUUUAUUACUAUUGAACUUGGGUCUAGUUUCACAUGUUUCUUUUUCUUUUUUUUGGAAGUGAUCUUUUGCUGUUUACUGUAUAGUAUUAUUCAAGGUGCUUCACAAAGUUAACGAUUGAAGAGAGGCUCUUCUGAGCAAGGUGCUGGACAUUUGUUGAAGGGCCCAAAUACUUACCAUGGAUUGGAGAGUCGAGUUCUGACCACAGGUUUGGUUCUGCGAACCACAAAGGGGAGAGAGAGGCUUUGGAAAAUAGCUAAAUGGCGAACUCAAGUUUCUGAAAACAAGACCUGGCGUUUCUGAAGUUUCAAAUAGGAUUCUGAUGAAAGAUAUCCCAAUCGAUCAUUUCAAUUGCUUCAAUAUUUGGACUCAGUUUGAGAAGUUGGUGUAGGGCUGAUGACCAAACCAUUGAGAGUGUCACAAAAGAAGAAGAAACCCUAUUGUCCAUCAAUUUGAAGAUGUGGAGCAGAAGAGGGAGCAUCAUCCCUCUUCAGAGUUAGAAGUGGAAAAGCAAUUGGGUGUUGAUAAAUUAGCAGUACCCACGAGUUUUAACGAGCCAAAUCAAGCGUGGAACAAGAGAGAGAUUUUGGAGAGACUUGAUUCCGAUGCCUAGAAGUUGAACACCCUUCAGAUCACAGUGGAAGAACUGAGAAGGAAAUUGGUAACAAGCAAG